Molecule: messenger RNA, 4115 nt
Organism: Drosophila busckii
Lineage: Eukaryota; Metazoa; Arthropoda; Insecta; Diptera; Drosophilidae
Gene: drosha
Product: ribonuclease 3
Exons: 3
Coding region: 1-3999 (1332 amino acids)
Biological process (GO): primary miRNA processing; regulation of gene expression; pre-miRNA processing
Cellular component (GO): nucleus
Molecular function (GO): ribonuclease III activity; double-stranded RNA binding
Source: RefSeq, a predicted model, not a curated record
AUGUACUAUCAACCACCACCACCGCCGCCUCCUCCUAACAUUCCUCCACCUCCUCCUCCACCGCCGCCACCUGAAAUAGAAGUGAAGCUUACACCACCAGGCGUUACAGAUGCAAUUCCAUCUGCAAAUAAUAUAUAUCAGCAGCCAAUUUCGACAACUGAAGCAUCCGCCAGUUCUGCUUACUAUAAUUACGAUACUGCUGUGCCACAAUAUCCGGCAUAUAACGCAAGCGUGCCGCCGCCAAACUAUGCAGCCAAUUCCACUGCAUAUGGAUAUGAAAACUAUUUCUACCAGGAAGGCGCUUAUGCAGGCUACGCACCAAUAGCCACUCCGACUUCGACCUCUGCACCUCCACCCCCACUUCCUAAUUAUCCAGCUCCGCCGACUUCAGAUUACAAAUAUGAGCAACCGACUGCAGGGUAUAAAUAUGAGGAACCGACUGCAGAAUACAAAUACGAGCCACCCUAUGAAAGCGAUGCUUACGCUCAUAAACAUUCAGAACGACAGCGCCAGGACUAUGCGCCCAGUUAUCGUAGCAACAAUUCCAGGUAUUCUAGCUACAAACAAAGCUAUCAGCAUUACCAAGGCAAUUACAAAUAUGAAAAUGAUUACGAGCAGCGUUAUUAUCAGUCACGCUCGUCACGCACCAGCUCCGGAUAUGCUUCGUAUCCAAGUAAGAGCUAUGUCAAGCGCGAAGAUAGUGUAAGCAGCAGUGCUUCAAAACCAGAAACUGAGCGCGAUCGCCUACUGCGUCAGUGGUGUGCCAACUAUUGCGAAAAGCCAGAGGAUUACAUCAAAAAAAUGUCUGCAUUGCGCGAGGCUGAAGCACCCGUGGAUUACUGGGUGCGCUCUUCGCCCGCUGAACUCUACUAUGAACGCAGCAAGGUGGCGCAGGAAGUGACCGCUAAGGUUCGUCUGCACAAGCUCUGUGCGCUCUUUGACGAUGAGCUCAAUAUGCGCGCGGAUCGAGUGCGUCAAACAUUGCCGCCAUAUGUGCCGCCACCCAGAAAGGCGCGCCGUCGCGUCUGCAAGCAUAAACACAAGUCCGAGGCCUGCUCCUCCAGUUCUGACAGCGAAUCGGAUGAUGAUUCUUUUAAAAUUGAGCAAGAUUGCUGCAUGGAGGAGCUAUCACGGAAGGUGCAUCAUCCGCAGCGUGUGCAUGCCGAUCUUUGGCACAAUGAUGCAGGCGAAAUGAACGAUGGACCGCUUUGUCGCUGCUCAGCAAAAUCCAGACGCAUUGGCAUACGUCAUGGCAUUUAUCCAGGAGAGCAUAUUUAUCCACUGUGCGACAAGGAUAGCAACAAUGCCAGCAAACUUUAUCACUAUAGAAUAACAAUAUCGCCGCCCACAAACUUUUUGACUAAAACUCCGACCAUUAUUAAGCAUGAUGAGCAUGAGUUUCUCUUUGAGGGCUUCUCGCUGUUCUCUCAUGUGCGCCUCAGCGAUCUGCCCGUGUGCAAGGUGAUUCGAUUCAACAUAGAGUACACCAUUGAGUAUGAUGAGGAGCAGAUGCCAGAGAACUUUACCAUACGUGAAUUGGAUUUGUUCUUUAAAUACUUAUUUCAUGAGCUGCUAGAGUUGGUGGACUUUGAUCUAAUGCCAAUUGGCGCGUCGUUGGGAUUCGAUUCGUGUCCAGCGUUUCAUUUUAUGCCACGCUUUGUGCGCGAUCUACCCGACAAUGGGAAGGAAGUACUAGCCAUGUGUGAAGUGCUGAAGUACUUGCUGGAUAACUCAGCAAAGUUGGUGGAGCGCCAGCAGCUGCUGCAUCUCAACCAGAUUAGCCAGCAUGAGUGGCAAAAGUAUGUGGACUUUAUCAAAGGCAUGCUGGUAACUAAGCCAGGCCAUAAACCUUGCUCCUUGCGCGUGGAUCAGCUUGAUCGCAACAAUUCUGAUUUGCCCGAGUGCGAGGAUCGCAAAACGGGCACUUCCCAUCCGGCCAUAGUGCACUUUGGCAUACGUCCGCCGCAGUUGAGCUACGCAGGCAAUCCAGAGUAUCAAAAGGCUUGGCGUGAAUACGUUAAGUUCAGGCAUCUGAUGGCCAACAUGUCAAAGCCAUCGUUUAAGGACAAACGCAAGCUGGAGGAUAAGGAGCAACGUUUGCAGGAGAUGCGCACGCAAGGGCGCAUGAAGCGUAAUAUUACCGUUGUCAUUAGCUCUGAUGGCUUCUAUCGAACCGGCAUUAUGUGUGAUAUAGUGCAGCAUGCUAUGCUUAUUCCCGUGCUUACGGGUCAUUUGCGCUUCCAUAAGUCACUGGAUCUGCUGGAGGAGAGCAUUAACUACAAGUUUAAGAAUCGUUAUUUGCUGCAGCUGGCCUUGACGCAUCCAUCGUACAAGGAAAACUAUGGCACUAAUCCGGAUCAUGCUAGGAAUUCACUUACCAACUGUGGCAUACGCCAGCCGGAAUAUGGCGAUCGCAAGAUUCAUUAUAUGAACACACGCAAGCGUGGCAUCAACACGUUGGUCAGCAUUAUGUCCAGAUUUGGCAAGGAUCAGGAAACCUUAUCGAAUAUAACGCACAACGAACGUUUGGAGUUCCUGGGAGAUGCUGUCGUCGAGUUUCUUAGCUCUAUACAUUUAUUUUUCAUGUUUCCCGAGCUGGAGGAGGGCGGCUUGGCCACCUAUCGUGCAGCCAUUGUGCAGAAUCAACAUUUGGCUUUGUUGGCCAAGAAACUGCAGCUGGAGGAGUAUAUGCUAUAUGCCCAUGGCUCUGACUUGUGCCAUGAGCUGGAGCUGCGACAUGCCAUGGCCAAUUGCUUUGAGGCUUUGAUGGGCGCGCUGUUACUGGAUGGCGGCAUCAAGGUCGCUGAUGAAGUUUUCACAGCUGCGCUGUUUCGUCAGGAAGACAAGCUCCUUAAAAUAUGGAAACAUCUGCCAGAGCAUCCGCUGCAGGAGCAGGAACCAUUAGGCGACCGCAGCUGCAUUAAUUCCUACCGUGUAUUGAAGGAUCUGACCAAGUUCGAGGACUCCAUUGGCAUUAAGUUUAAGCAUAUACGUUUGCUGGCGCGCGCUUUUACAGAUCGCUCCAUUGGCUUCACGCAUUUGACACUGGGCUCUAAUCAGCGCUUAGAGUUCUUGGGAGACACAGUGUUGCAGUUAAUCUGCUCGGAGUAUUUAUAUCGCCAUUUUCCAGAGCAUCAUGAGGGUCAUUUGUCUUUGCUGCGCUCCUCGCUUGUCAACAAUCGUACACAGUCUGUGGUCUGCGAUGAUUUGGGCAUGCCCAAAUAUGCUGUCUAUGCUAAUCCCAAAGCGGAGCUUAAAACCAAAGAUCGCGCUGAUUUGUUGGAAGCCUUUCUGGGCUCCUUAUAUGUGGACAAGGGUCUAUUGUUUUGCGAACAGUUCUGUCAUGUUUGCUUAUUCCCACGCCUGCAGGUGUUUAUUAUGAAUCAAGACUGGAACGAUCCUAAGUCGAAGCUGCAGCAAUGUUGCCUCACUUUGCGUACCAUGGACGGCGGUGAACCAGAUAUUCCCUACUACAAGGUGGUGGAGGCUAGCGGGCCAACCAAUACGCGUGUCUAUAAGGUAGCUGUAUACUUUAGAUCCAAGCGUUUGGCCACUGCCAGCGGCUCCUCCAUUCAGCAGGCCGAAAUGCACGCUGCCAAGCAGGCGCUGGAUAAUUCACGUGAUCUAUUUCCACAAUUGGAUCAUCAAAAGCGUGUCAUAGCUAAAAGUAUUAAGAAGCAGACGGGUAAUGAAGUAGACGAUUCUAAAGAUAAAAAGAUUAAGCAGGAGCACCCAAGCAAGCCACGCCUUGCAGGCCCGCUGGCGGAUGAGUCUCACUUGCCCAAGCAGUACCGCAUGCAUGAGAAUAUAUCCAGUGAUGAAUUGCCCGACGAUGAUGACACUGCUCCCAGGCAUUCUCCAUCACCGGUGCCUAGAAAUCGCUUCAGCAGCAGCUACAGCAGCAGUGGUGAUGAUAGUGAUGACUCUGGCACUCCACCCAAGCAACGACCGCGGUUACAAAGAACCAGCUCAGCUUCUUCAUCGACUUCUAAAUGCUAAAGCAAUAUAUUAAAACGAAUUUGAAAAAUUUGCAACAUAAAUAAGAGUAUAGCUCUAACGUUACUUGGACAGCAAAUGUGUAACUUGACACCUCUAUUUAGUCAAUAAAAAUAACA